This is a messenger RNA of Drosophila albomicans, 1256 nucleotides long. Its product is annotated as ADP-ribose pyrophosphatase, mitochondrial. Gene Ontology annotation, molecular function: ADP-ribose diphosphatase activity. Bases 44 to 952 code for a protein of 302 amino acids. Lineage: Eukaryota; Metazoa; Arthropoda; Insecta; Diptera; Drosophilidae. The record is from RefSeq and is a predicted model, not a curated record. The transcript is spliced from 2 exons.
CUUUGUUUUCUUCAAGAGCGCGAAUUGCACGCCGCUUUGUUAAAUGAACAUCACUUUGUUUACCACAAUAUUUGCGUGCUUUUUAUGUAAUGCCCUCGGUUCAAUUGAAAUGUUGGCUUCUGUUAUAAAACCCGGGAUCUUUCGGCACAUAAUAUGCCGCAACAAUGUGUAUCCUCGCAGCAACGUCUCGCGUUUUCCAGUGCCGGAUGAUGUCGUUUUUUGGUCAGUGCCCUUUGCGGAAUACUGUCCACCGACUUACACGGCACCGCAUAUCGGUGGCCAGAGCUGGGCGGAUACUCCGUUGAGUGGCGAUGCUGUCCAGCCCACAUGGAAUCACAACGAUGGCAUCGUGAAUCGCGUUUCCUUUCAUGGCGGCUAUAAGCUGGAAGACGGCGUGCCGCAAAAUCCAAUUGGACGCACAGGUUUAAAGGGUCGUGGAUCACUGGGACGCUGGGGUCCCAACCAUGCUGCUGAUCCAAUUGUAACGCGCUGGAAACGAGAUCAAAAUGGUGCUAUUAUACAGCAUCAAGACAGCGGAAAAAACAUUCUGCAAAUGGUGGCUAUACAGCGUUCGGAUAACAAAUUGUGGGCGAUUCCCGGUGGCAUGGUCGAUCCUGGCGAGAAUGUAAGCGUCACUCUUAAACGUGAGUUCACCGAGGAAGCACUCAAUUUCACCGACAAGGGAAACAUGGUCGAACAGUUCUUCAAAGAGGGCGUUCAUGUGUAUAGCGGGUAUGUGGAUGACUUUCGCAACACGGACAAUGCUUGGAUGGAGACAACUGCGCUGAAUUUCCAUGAUGAGGAUGGCACACAAGUUGGUCAGCUGCAGUUAGAAGCUGGCGACGAUGCAACAAAUGUUCGCUGGACCGACAUCGAUAGUAAUCUCAAAUUACACGCUAAUCAUGCAGAUAUUGUUAAAGAAGUUGUGCUCAAGCGAGAUGCACAUUGGUAAUACUUUUGAAAAAUUAAUUUACAAUAUUUUAAAGUCUUCUGAUCUCGAAGAACAUAAAAGUCUGGCUCAUGUUUUACGUGUAUAUUUAUUUCAUUUUAUUCACUAGAAAUUUCCAAUAAAAGAAUGUAACUUCAUGAGGAAACCAUUCGGUUUGCUAAUAAAAAAGAGGUUGGAAUUAGCAAGCUUUGCUUGUGCCUCAAAAGUUAGUUCAAAUAAAUUAUGCUCCUCCUGCUGUAGCUGCUUGUAGAUCGUUGUAGCAUCUGUCCUAGCUAGAUGGUAAUGAUGAUGAUGAUGCGCAUUUAAA